Messenger RNA from Morone saxatilis (striped sea-bass), 4872 nucleotides. RefSeq names its product integrin, alpha 7 (gene itga7). Gene Ontology annotation, biological process: leukocyte migration; integrin-mediated signaling pathway; cell adhesion mediated by integrin. Gene Ontology annotation, molecular function: integrin binding. The record is from RefSeq and is a predicted model, not a curated record. Lineage: Eukaryota; Metazoa; Chordata; Actinopteri; Moronidae. Gene Ontology annotation, cellular component: external side of plasma membrane; integrin complex.
UAGAGGAGGGGGGAGGCGCACAUGCAUUGAGAGAAACACACUUACACACACACAUAUACUCGUAGCGGCCACAUUUUCACAGCCUGCUCUUCAGACUGACAGCAGCAAACGGAGUUGAGAGCCAGCACGACAGAGCGAGGGAGGAAGAGGACUGGAAACAAGGGAGGCAUCCACAGAGGAGAGGACAGGAGUGGAGACUACACACGAUUUGCCCCAUUUUUUUCUCUUUUAGCUCUCUGGGAGCCAUAAAAGGAAUCUGCCCUGUACUCUUCUUGAACUGAACUUGCUCUGCACCUUGCUAUGGCAGCCCUGGUGGGACAUGGGAACACUGUCUCCCUCUCACCUUGUUCCUCUCAUCCUUGGACUACCCUCCUCUGGGCUCUGUUGUCCCUUUCAAGCCAAGUGUUGGGUUUUAACCUGGAUACUACUCACACACUGCAUAAGUUGGGGGACCAUGGGACCUUUUUUGGUUUCUCUCUAGCACUUCACCAACAGCUUACCCCAGAGCCUCAGAGCUGGAUCCUUGUGGGGGCGCCGCAGGCAGCAGGGCAGGGCCUGUUGCGGGGCAGUCGGCCAGGAGCCUUGUUCAGGUGUCCAAUCACACCAGAGGAGUACGACUGUGAGAGGGUGGAUAUUGAUGGAGAUGUGAGUCUGAACAGAGAGAGCAAAGACAACCAGUGGCUGGGAGUUACUGUCAAGAGUCAGGGGAUUGGAGGGAAGGUGGUGACCUGCGCUCACCUGUAUGAGCUCAGGCAACGUGUAAACCAACCCUCAGAGACUCGUGACCCCAUUGGACGCUGCUACGUCCUGAGUGAGGAUCUGACAGAGCGAGAUGACCUAGACGGGGGAGAGUGGAAAUUCUGCGAGGGCCGGCCACAGGGACAUGAGCAGUUUGGCUUCUGUCAGCAGGGCUUAUCUGUCAGUUUCACCCCAGACAACAACUUCAUUCUGUUUGGGGCUCCGGGAACAUACAACUGGAAAGGGCUCUUGUUCAUGGCUAGCCCCAUUGAAGAUGCACUGCUGUACAAAACUCUGGAGCCCUCCAGCCGGCCCACACCGUUUGAGGAUGUAGCUCAUAAUAGCUACUUAGGGUUUUCUGUGGACUCGGCCAUGGGGAUAAUGAGCCUUGGGGAGCUGACCUUCGUUGCAGGUGCACCUCGGGCCAAUCACACAGGGGCGGUGGUACUGCUAAGGAAAGACAACGUGUACCGACUGGUGCCACAGCACAUUUUCUGGGGGGAAGAGCUGGCGUCUUCAUUUGGGUACUCGGUGGCUACGACUGAUCUGAAUAAGGACGGCUGGACCGAUCUGAUUGUUGGAGCUCCUAAUUUCUUUGACCGUAAAGCGGAGAUCGGUGGAGCUGUGUAUGUGUACCUUAACCCCUUCGGUCACUGGGACGAUCAGGCUCGGCCAAUCCGUCUCAACGGGACCUAUGACUCCAUGUUUGGAAUGACCGUCAGCAACAUUGGAGAUCUGGACCAGGAUGGAUACGGAGAUAUUGCUGUGGGGGCACCAUUUGAUGGAGAUGGCAAAGUUUUCAUCUACAGAGGCUCAAGUGCUGGGAUUGAAACAAAACCUGCUCAGGUGCUGGAUGGACGUGACUUUGAUGUGAGACGUUUUGGAUACUCCAUCUCGGGUGGUUUGGAUAUUGAUAAUAAUCAGUACCCAGAUAUUGCUGUGGGCUCUCUUAAUGAUUCAGUGGUUCUUUUCAGGUCUCGUCCAGUCAUCCAUGUGAACAGAGUUAUAUCUAUCGACCCUCAAGACAUCGAUCUGGAGCAGCACAACUGCAAGGGCAGAGAUGGCGUCUGCAUGGAGGUCACGGCCUGCUUCACCUUCACAGCCCACCCAGAACACUACUCACCACACAUUACCCUGGUGGUGCACUUUGAAGCCGACACAGAGCGCAGGAAGUUGGGCCUCCCCCACCGUGUGAACUUCCUGGGCCGCAGUUCCCUGGAGCCAGAGUACACGCAGACAGAAGAAGUGGAGCUGCAUCGGCAGCGAUAUCCUGUGUGCACCACUGCUGUCUUCCAGCUCCAUGAGAGCAUCCGUGACAAACUGCGUCCCAUCUCAUUGGCGAUAACCCACACUAUCAAGCCUGUGCCACCACGUAGACACUCAGGUGCCAAGAGGCUGGAGAAGCUGGCGCCUGUCCUGAGUGUUUCCCCCUCUAAUACACUGUACUCUGAGAUAAACUUCCUGCGAGAAGGAUGCGGCAGUGACAAAAUCUGCCAGAGCAACCUGAAGCUGAAUUACCAGUUUGGAACGCGACCCCUGACUUCCGACCUCUUCACCCCUUUGCCAAAAGAUGAAGAUGAUGUGCAGGUGUUCUCCCUGUCCGACCAGAGGUUGGUGGUGCUGGAGAUCACCGUCACCAACAUGCCCUCUGACCCCUCUGACCCUGAGGAGAACGGAGAUGAUGCCCAUGCUGCUCAGCUGCUUAUCACCCUUCCAAACACUUUGUCGUAUGCCGGCUCAAGGAUCCCCCCACAGAUGAGAUGCCAAGCAAACCAGAAUGGCUCCCAAAUUGAAUGUGACCUGGGAAACCCUGUGAAACGAGAUACUAAGCUGAAGUUCUCCAUCAACUUGAGCACAUCUAACAUCACAAUUGAGACCACUGAGUUGACAGCAGAUCUCUUAUUGACAACUAUCAGUGAGCAGCCUGACCUGGUACCAGUCACAGCUUUUGCUAAAGUUGUGAUAGAGCUCCCUCUGUCUGUCAUUGGGCUUGCUCGUCCUCACCAGCUGUUCUUCAGUGGGACAGUGAAGGGAGAGAGUGCCAUGACUAGUCUGGAUGACAUCGGCAGCCCUGUGGAUUUUGAGUUUGUGGUUGCUAAUCCUGGGAAAGCUCUGCAGACGCUCGGCUCAGCCUUCCUCAACAUCAUGUGGCCUUAUGAGCUGGCCAAUGAGAAAUGGCUCCUGUAUCCUGCCAGCUUGAAGUUUGAAGGUCACCCAGACACACAGUGCACCCCAACAGGGGCUUUGAAUCCUCUGAAGCUACACAGCUCCUCUCUUGCUCAACUUCCCCAGCCUGUCAAUAACUGUGGCUUUUUCCAACGUGCCCACUACAAAGACAAGUUGCCUCAGUACCACGCAGUGAAAAUUCCUCGCGAGGACCGGCCACAGUUCCAGACUGAGAAGUCGGGAGUUGUCCAUAAAAAGGAAUGGGCCACACACUGGAGCGAUGGGACCUCAUAACUCGCUUUGAAGCACUGACUGACUGAAUUAAUUCAAAUCACCAUGUGUGGCACUCAUUCUGUCUUUGCAUUGGAACUAACGGACUAAAAAAGUGCACAUAGACUGAGAUCAUGAUAUCUUGUGCACACUGUACUGUGUCAGUACUUGCAUAUUGGUAGCCUGUUACACUGUGACUGGAUCUAUAUCCUCCUAUAUUGUAGCACGCUGAUGGCUGGCCUAUAGUCUAUUUACACUGUGCAACUAUAUCAGUGUUUUACAGUAAAUGCUGAAGGCCAGAAACAAUAUUAGAACCAGUAUAGCUGCUCAAUAUGCUUUACAGGAUGCAGAAGGAGCGCUGAUGCUCACAUGGACUUCACUGUCAGUUCUGACUGACAGAACAAAGGAGGACAGAAAAUCACUCAACUCAAAGACAUGCAUGAAUGCACAAACAUAGAGUAUAAUAUUAGACACAUACAGACUGGACAUUGUUGAUGAAGAAGCCACUGCCCGCGACUACUUUUGCCUUAACUACUGUAAGACUGACGACUGAUAUGGGCAAUGAAAAAAUUUGUUUUUUUAUAUAUAAAUGAUGUUUUAGAAUUAUCUUUUAGUCAGCACUGGUAAACGUUGGGGAAAUGUCAGUAUGUAAGAUAUCAGUAAAGUUAAAUGUUGCAGAACACUGAAUGUGUUGUUGUCUGGGCUUGCUGUUUGCUCUUAAAAAGCCAUUCAAGAAGUUCAGCUCAUGGUUUUUUGUAUAUCUUUAUUCAAGGGAAAAAAGCCUUCUAUAAAGGAGGAGACUUUCAGUGUCAGUUCCUUUGUCAUUUUGUUGUUAAUAUGUCAGUCAAAUGUCCUGUACAUCAAUAGUUUAUUGCCUGAGUGAACUUGAAUAAGAACAACAAAACCACAGCCUGUUAUUGCAUGAAAACCAAAUAUGUUCGAAAAGCCAAGCAAUAUUUAAAAUAUGGUCAGCCCAUUUGCAGUGUAAGCAUUUAAAUUUCUGAACCAAACACUGGAUGGAUGUCCAGGCUCGUAACAGUGUCCCACUGUAUAAAAUGAUAAUGUGUGAAACAAUGGUUUCAGAUUAACGCCUACAUGUAUGACUGAAUUAGAUAAAUCUAAAUUAUGAGGUUUUCAAGCAACACCACCUUUAUUUUUUACUGAGAUAUCAUCGCUUUUGUAUAAAUACUUUUCAAAACCUUUUAGUUGCGUUGUAUUAACCAGCGUGUCGCACUGUUCCUGGUAAUGUACUUUAAUUUCAGUACUGACAUUUCUAACAAGUGCCUUAUGGUGAAAGUGGCAGAUUGUGAGCUGCCGGUAAAGAACAGAAGGCAACUUUGUUUAAUUAGAUCAGGCUGCCCUGAAGCAUCUGCUGGACACCGGUGGAUAAAUAAACAUCCCGGAGGAGAGAAGAUUUCUAGAAGAGCAGAAUAUGUCGACAAGGAACCAGAAAAACAUUCUUUGGAUGUAAUUUGGGUCGAUGAAGUGGCUGUAAAGCAUGAAGAGUCAGCUUGUUUUUUAGGUAUUGCUGGACAAUCUUGUAUUAGCUGCAUGAAGCUCCUGUUGCUGUUCUUACGUUCCCCCCAUUUUCUUUUUUUUUCAUGACUCAGUGUUUUAUUUAUUUUAUGUUUGGCUGCACUGUUUUAACAUUGUAAAUAAAAUAAAAGGAAACAAAAUAAACCCAUCAGAUAACGUUAA